Miscanthus lutarioriparius is the source of this 1605-nucleotide messenger RNA. NCBI's taxonomy places the organism in Eukaryota, Viridiplantae, Streptophyta, Magnoliopsida, Poales, Poaceae. The record is from the annotation of a GenBank genome assembly.
AUGGCCGCUGCGACGAAUGCGAAGUGGGGCAGGCUAACGGCCGCACGGCACUUGCGUUGGGCGAGUGAGAAGAUAUUUUUAAGGGAGAUAGAAAAGACGUACAGAGGAGUAACCCCAAACCUUAUCCCUUCACCUCCCCUCCACUCGACCGCUCCAUCAGACCGCCGCCCAGCGCCGAGCCCCGCAUCUCUGCCAGGGUCGCGCAGCUGCUCGGCCACCCAAGACCGGCCACAGCCAUCACCUGCUGCCCCGCUGGUCUCUGCCGCCCGAGGAGCCACCCCACUUGGCCUCGAGGAGCCGCCCCGCCCGCCUCCAGGUCCGCCCGAGGAGCCACCCGCCCGCCGGCUUUGCCCCGGACCGACGCCGCCCUCUGCCUCGGACCGGCUCCGCAUCUUCGCCAGGGUCGCGCCGCCCUCUGCGUCGCCCCGCCAUCUGCCCUGGACCGGCGCCAGGUCGGCCCUCUGCCCCAGAUCCCUGCAGAUGAAUAACAGGCUCAAGGCAUUUGUUUUUGCUGCUGCUGCACAUUGGUUGUUGUGUGUCAUGACAAUUGUUGUUCGGUCUAGGAAAAGAAAACGAGUUGCAAGAAGGGAAGGGAUUACUUAUGCACCAAUAUAUGAAAGGGAUAAGAAGAGAAUGGAAUACCUCAAUGACAAAAUCUGGAAGGAUGACACAACUUGUGUAAACAUGCUGAGAAUGAACAAAGCACGUUUCUUUAGGGGAAUGGAAGCAGAGGGUAGUGCAGGGACUGGUGGACAUGCUACUUGGACUUCAACUUGGUCAGCCUACAUGCUCGAAUACCUUGCCAAUUUAGUGGUUAAUGGCACCAAGACUUCAUCCACCUUCAAGAUGGUUCACUACAAUGGGUGUGCAAAGGCUCUUCAAGAGAAAUUUGGCAUUGUGCGCAGUGGUGAGCAGGUUAAGAAUCACCUUAAGACAUGGCAAAAGAAGUUUCGUAAAAUAUGUGACCUUCGUGGUUUGAGUGCUGCUGGUUGGGAUGAAGAUACCUUCACUAUAACUCUUGAUGAUGAGCACUACAACAAUCAUAUUAAGGAUCACAAGUAUGAUGCUGAUUUUCUAAACAAGCCUAUUCAACACUUUGAGGAGAUGCACACAAUAUUUGGAAGUACCAUGGCUACAGGCAAGUUUGCAAAGGACUCGAGUGUGCCUCUAGGUACACAGGAAGACAGUACAGAUGACUGGGACAAUAAGGUGCAGAGGAUGGAGGUACAGAGUGAUAGGAAUGCAAAUGAAGACAACAAUGCGGCAACUUCAUCGGCUACCAAGGCCACCAAUCCUAAGAAGAGGGACAAGGGCAAGAAGAGGGCCAUGACUGACCAAGAUCCAUUGGUUGCUGCAAUUAAAUGGGAAAGUACCAAGUUAGCCAAGGCGAUAAAGGAAGCGGGGAAACCUGACAAUGAUGUGUCGGAUGAUUUGUAUGACAACUUGAUGGCUAUGAGUGGUAGUUUCAAUUCGACUCACUUAUCCUUCUACCAUUCCUACUUGGUCCAACAUCCUCACAUAGCUAGAGCUUUCAACUCCUUGCCUUUUGAACAUAAAUUCAAUUGGGUUGCAAAGCACAUUGCUGACAACUACCCUGGGCAGUAA